Contarinia nasturtii (swede midge) is the source of this 841-nucleotide messenger RNA. RefSeq lists its product as uncharacterized. The record is from RefSeq and is a predicted model, not a curated record. Bases 94 to 771 code for a protein of 225 amino acids. The transcript is spliced from 4 exons. Lineage: Eukaryota; Metazoa; Arthropoda; Insecta; Diptera; Cecidomyiidae.
UCGUGAAACCACUAUCACUUUUAAAAUUGCCUUGGCACAAGCUGUGUGUCGUUUUCUUAAAACUCUUUCAAAGUUCAGUCAAAUAUUUCAGUAAUGAAACUAACAAUAAAAUUCUUAAUUUUGUUAGGCAUUUGGUCAGCGGCAUAUUCUUCUUCUUGUUCACAUUGGAAGAAACGGAUGCAAAAAUAUGGCGCUCUUGUCAAUUGUGAAUACUACAUAACAUCCGAAGACACAUACACUGACUAUUUUCCACUCGAUGAUGUUGCCAAAAUGAACAGCAAUGGCACGCGUCAAAUUAGAUUUUUUGUACUCUCACAAUCAAUGAUUAAAUUUAAAUUAAGUACAAAUGAUACAAUCAAUAUUGUUAAUGACAAUAGAGGCAAUGGAUUUGAUUACAGAACAACAACAACAACGGAGAAUAAUAACUAUUACAACAGAAGAGGAAUAUAUAGAAACCUUCAUGUAUCAACCUACGUAUCAUCAGACUACGAAUUCGUGAUUGGAGAAGGUACUAACGGAUACACGGAAUCGUAUAUUCAACAAAAUGAUGAGCGGUUAAAAUCUUUAGUCACACCAGGAAUUAUUAGAGAUAACGAACCAAAUGAAGUUCUGAUUGAAAUCGAUGCAGAUGGGACGAUACGUACAACUAUCAACGAAAAUACUACAAUUGAAAAGAAGGUUUAUGACCUAGAUAAACUGAACUACAUCAGUUUCUGUUCAGUAACAAACAAGGUUUUGGCUGAAUUCUUUUAUAAUUGCAAUUUAAAUUAAGACUGAUCGAUGUAAUGCAUUUUUUGUGGUUUUGAUAAGUUUACACAUUUUUUUUGCAAUUUUAUGUUUU